Hypoxylon fragiforme is the source of this 1208-nucleotide messenger RNA. RefSeq lists its product as uncharacterized. Gene Ontology annotation, molecular function: calcium ion binding. The transcript is spliced from 2 exons. Bases 420 to 1031 code for a protein of 203 amino acids. The record is from RefSeq and is a predicted model, not a curated record. Gene Ontology annotation, cellular component: endoplasmic reticulum-Golgi intermediate compartment; extracellular exosome. NCBI's taxonomy places the organism in Eukaryota, Fungi, Ascomycota, Sordariomycetes, Xylariales, Hypoxylaceae.
CAACGCUGCGAACCCUGGAAUGCUCAGUUGCAUGUACAUACCGUCGUACCUAGGUACUUAGUACCUACUUGUAGUUAGCGGGGACGGCCCCUGCAGCAAAUAGAUCAGCAUCCAGAUGCGAUUCCCUGCAUAUCCGGUGAUCUUUAGCUGCGACCAGGACCAGGGUGCCUGCCUAAUGAUCUCACUGGUGGCUCUUUUUUCCUUCUUUUCUUAUCUUAUUACCCCGGACCCAUGUUGCUUGAACUUGCUUCCCUUGCCUGUUGAGUUACUUCAGUGCCAACGGCGCUUUGUUCUACAUCGUCUUUUUCUUCCCUCUCUAAUACACAUCCUCAACUUACCCGCUGCCUAGUCCUCAUAUUCGCUGCUCUACUACUGCCCUACUACAUAUCUUCACUUUCCAUCUAACGUGUCAAAUCAAGAUGCGCUCCACCAUACUAGUUGCAGCUGGCCUCGUCACCCGGGCCCUCAGCCAUGGUGACCACAGCGGCGGAUCGCAAAAACCAAUGGUCGAUCAGAACGCCAACUGGAUGACGAAACAUAUGGCCGAAGAACAUCAUAUCGGCGACUUUGACGCCUCGUCCUUCUUCGGUUUACACGACUACGACGCUGACGGGCACUGGGAACCCGAGGAGAUCCUGCGCACUUACGGACUAAUGGACGAUUCGAACAAGGAUGUGCCGCAAUCCCGACGUGACGAAAUCGAGCGCCAACUACUGCACCUACUCGACACCGACGGCGACGGAUUCGUUACGCGCGAUGAGUUUGUUGCGUUCAUUGACUCUGGAAAGACGCUACCCGACGUGGGUACCGGCCCGGGCCACCACGGCGAUGACGAGUACGAGUACGAGAUCCACCACUGGGAAAAGUACCAUGACGAGAACACCAAGCUCGAGGAAUUGACGCACCCCGAAGACAUCGAGCACUUUAAGAAACACGAUAUGCUUGAGGACGAGGAGGAAAGGCUCGAGAAGCUUAACAAGAUGUCCAUCGUAGAGGAUAACAUUCCCAACAAGUUUAAAAGAACCUUAUGAUUUCACGGCACUGGUAAUUUAGGUAGGUAUGUAAUUGGGUAGGGGAAGAAGGCAGGGUUUUUGGGGGGAGGGGUUUUCUAGGCUGGCUGGCUUGGCGGCAAGAAUAUAGGCACGAGUUACGACACAACAUGGAAUAAUCAGAUGCGUUGAUGUUAAGAUCUUGUCAUGUUUUGGUAU